Lodderomyces parapsilosis is the source of this 1656-nucleotide messenger RNA. It is a transcript of the gene MPS1, whose product is annotated as serine/threonine/tyrosine protein kinase. Gene Ontology annotation, molecular function: protein serine/threonine kinase activity; ATP binding; protein serine/threonine/tyrosine kinase activity. Lineage: Eukaryota; Fungi; Ascomycota; Pichiomycetes; Serinales; Debaryomycetaceae. Gene Ontology annotation, cellular component: kinetochore; spindle; nucleus. The transcript has a single exon. Bases 1 to 1656 code for a protein of 551 amino acids. Gene Ontology annotation, biological process: meiotic spindle assembly checkpoint signaling; protein localization to kinetochore; chromosome segregation. The record is from RefSeq and is a predicted model, not a curated record.
AUGUACGAUAUCUCCAAUCCAUCGAAUCGCACCAUGAUCGAUGAUGACAAUACGUGUGCGCCCCCGCCGUCAUUAAGCUCAUAUAGCAUUGAAAUGCUAAAUUCAAAACGAAAUACACCGGUGACCGGGAUCUACCAUCAAGACUUUCCCGAGAGAUCAACUGACUUGCGAAAGAAGCUCAUUGCUGUGUUUGGGCAUACAACAACAACAACGGAAAAUUCUCUCUCGGAUGGACUUAUGGAGGACAAGUCGGGGUCCACGUCGAAAUCAACAAUCACCGGCACUGAAAAUCGUGUCAAGAGAAGGAGGUAUGGCAAGGUGCUCGGUGCGCCUAAAAGGGCUAGUCAAAAUAAUACUCUUGAAGAUGAUUACAUUGACGAAGAGUUGAUCAAAAAAAAUGUUGAGGAACGAAAUCCUGGCAAACGCCAACCAUUGGGUGAUAUAUCAAAUACGUUUAGGAAACCAUUAACGCCAAAGAAAGGGGAUGAAGUAGCAGCAAUGCCAACAAUGGCUGCUUCUGUACAAGCACGUCCUCCACAGGCGUCCCCAAUAAGGCCCUCGAUGGCGCCCCCAGUAGCACAUCCUGUUCCGCCUCCAGCACCAGCACAACCUACAAUAGUCCCACCUCGCCCAGUAGCAGCUCCUUCAGAGCCUCGAACAUUCACAGUCAACAACAAACAAUACGAAAAGAUGGAGCUACUAGGUAGAGGCGGAUCAUCCAAAGUAUAUCGUAUAAAAGCCGCCAAUGGACACCAAUUUGCAUUGAAAAAAGUUACCCUUAACCAGGUUGAAGACAUUUCCUCUUUCAAAGGGGAGAUUGAACUACUUCGACGUUUGAGAAACUACAAAAGAGUGGUGAAGCUUUAUGAUAGUGAGGUGACGAAAUCUUCAAUUUACCUAAUAAUGGAAAGAGGUGAUGUUGAUUUGGCAACUUUGUUUCAAACCAGACUCAAUAUGAAUCUACCGUUGGAUUUACAAUUUGUGAGAUACCACAUAUCCGAAAUGUUCAAAUGCGUAAAAGAUGUACACGAUGCAGGCGUUGUGCACAGUGACUUGAAACCAGCAAACUUUCUUAUGGUGCGUGGUGUUUUGAAAAUUAUUGAUUUUGGAAUUGCAAAUGCUGUGCCUGACCACACCGCGAACAUAUAUCGAGAGUCUCAAAUAGGAACUCCCAAUUAUAUGGCACCGGAGGCAUUGGAGGAGGCUAGUAUGGCGGAAACCAAACACACAACUUGGAAAGUCGGUAGACCAUCAGAUAUCUGGUCUUGUGGGUGUAUCAUGUAUCAGUUCAUCUACGGAAGACCGCCAUAUGCUUCUUUAAUGGGCACAAAGAGGAUUUUGGCCAUCAUGAACCCGCAAUACAAAAUUCUGUAUCCAGAAUUGGGCAUUGGUGGUGUCGCGGUACCGCAAAGUGCCGUCAAUUUAAUGCGCCAUUGUCUUGCUCGUGAUCCAGACGAUCGGUGGACGGUAGAGCAAUGUUUAAACAGUGAAUUUUUCCAUCCCAAAGUUGUUGAUGAAAACUUUAUUACGAAAAUUGUUCACCAAAGUGUCAAUUUAGGCUACAACAAGAGAAUUUCAGGCGAAGGGAUCACAACCGAGGCUUACGACGCAAUGGUUAAUGACAUUAUAGAUCAGAUUAGAACUUAUAAUUGUUAA